AUGUCCAAGUAUAUCGAAGUGCUUGAGAAGAGGCUUGCUGUUUUGGAGGGGCGACAUCCUGAGUCGGACGAUGAGGCCAUCAACAGUCCGGUCGGCAGCGAUGAAUCGCCAUCACAAGCCGGCGAGCCCUCGCCAGGGGCUGAUGGCUCUCUGCCGGCACCUUGUCCCCCGUCUGACGAGCGACAUGCUUACAUCUCUCCUGAUAUGUCCGAUAUUGCACAUCCCGGCGCUGCCGACAAUGGGAACAGUCCCCAGAUGGGCAGGUCCAGACCGGAGCCUGACCAUGUUAGACGCCGGGUAGGCUCGUCCUUGGACAAUCUAUCGGCGAUCGUGGACGAUCACAUAGAUGGCUUGGGCGCGAUUACGCGGCUUGCGCCAUCGUGUGGCAGUCCUCCCGAAACAGAGCGGACCAUCUACUUCGGAACUUCCAGCACGGUGAACUUUGUCAAACAGGUUCACCAAAUCCUGUCCGAGGCCGACGCCGGUGUUCAGCAGGACGCACGCUCAUCUGAUCUACCAAAGCCGAAACGUCGGCAUGAUUCCCACCGUGAUCUUCACGGCCCAAAGCUCAUCGAAGAAUACGCAAUUCCCACACGAGGCGAGUCAGAGUCGAUGCUUGCAAGCUUUUGGACAAGAACAUACCCGCUCUACCCCUUCUUGAACCGCAGUGACUUCGACGAAUCAUACUGCGAACUUUGGACUCCCACUUCGCACAACGAUGUCCGCGCUCCGAUGGCUGCAGCUAAUUAUGGCGACUCUGGUUACUGUGAAGACUCAGGUCAACACCGAGUUCGUGUACACGGAGACGGCAUACCAGAGUCCCGACGCUUCCACGUCCUAUUGAACAUCAUGUACGCUCUGGGCUGCCUGUCCGGUACGUCGAAACAUACUACGACACAGGCGGAACGUGCUCAAUUCUACUGGAGACGCUGUAAGGAACUGCUUGAACGGGACUUCGAUAUAUUCAACCGCCCUCGCACGCGCUUCAUCCAAGCUGUGCUUUACAUGAGCGUCUACAUGCAGAGUACCGAGGAAUUGACGUCAGCCUCAUGGAAUCUGAGUGCGAUUGCUAUCAGAAUGUCACAAGCUUUGGGCCUCCAUUGCGCCGUCACCAACAAAUCUCAGGAUCCAGCACGUCUCAAAUUGCUCUCUGUUCGUGCGCAGACCUGGGCAGGCUGCGUCGUGAUGGAUCGCACUUUGUCGCUGAUCUAUGGACGGCCACCUUCUAUUCCUCCCAUCAGUAAAGGCCUCCGGAAGCUGUACAUGCAAAGACUAUCGGACGACCCGUCUCAUGAUAGACACAUCGUAAUGUUCAUGGUGAAGUCCUUGAAAUUGGCCGAACACCUAAGUGACUUUACUCAAUUUCUCGACAGCUCCGAUUUUCCAACAAGCACUUCAGACUCCGACCAGUCUGCAGUGCUUUCGUCGGACGUCGAUCUACCUUCGGGUCUCUGCCAGAAGCUUAUCGAUUUCGGAGCUGCCUUAAGACAAUGGGAGAAAGGGCUGCCUCCGCCUUUAGCACUGCCAGCUAUGGACAUGCAGACGACAGAAGGGACGUCUGCGACCCAUUCUGUGGAUAGACAGGCUGUGGUACUACGUGCACGGUUCCUGUACAGUCAAAUCGUCGCAUAUCGGCCGCUGCUACUAUACUACUCAAGCAUUGCACGGCACCGAGACACUUCUCAAACUGAUUGGCUAUCAACCUCUUCCGGGCUGAACGACGCUAUCAUCCAGAAGACAUGUAAAAUGUGUACAGAUGCAGCCAUCAAGCUGGUUUCCACGCUUGCGUGGGCUGCACGGACUAACAGCGAGGCACUGCCAGAAUCGUGGUACACCAUUUUCUAUCUCUAUAAUUGCGGCAUGGUCCUAUUGCUUCAGCGAAACCUUUUCUCUUGCCUGACAGACUCAGAAGCCGCAUGGUCGAAGUGUAUAGAGCUACUGCAGUCUUUCCAGCAUGGCAACCGAACGGCACUCCGAUGCAUCAAGCUGCUACUUCGGUUGUCUGGCCAGGCAUUUCCGCUUCUCAGCAUGGGCGGCCCACAGGCAACGACGACAUCUUGGAGACCAGAAACGCAGACCGGGCCGUCUAUGCCUGUUGACAGACCCUCCUCACUCAACGACACCACGAACAUAGCGAACAGAGUAGAUCGCUUGAGUCAACCGCCAGCGAUCCAGGGUCUCGGUUCAUUCGGCAAUGUCUACGGCCGCAGCGGCGAUGUUAGCUUCUCGGCAUUUGCUUUCACUCCGCGGGAUGUAUCACAAUCUCAUACCCAGCAGAUGUAUCAGCAGGACGAAUUCCAAUGCCCUCCUCCAGCGGCUCCGACAGACGGCGACUUUGGUACUGCGGCCCAACAUCCUUCGACGACUCGCUUGGUAUUGACAUGA
Cyphellophora attinorum is the source of this 2385-nucleotide messenger RNA. RefSeq lists its product as uncharacterized. Gene Ontology annotation, molecular function: RNA polymerase II cis-regulatory region sequence-specific DNA binding; zinc ion binding; DNA-binding transcription factor activity, RNA polymerase II-specific. Gene Ontology annotation, cellular component: nucleus. The record is from RefSeq and is a predicted model, not a curated record. NCBI's taxonomy places the organism in Eukaryota, Fungi, Ascomycota, Eurotiomycetes, Chaetothyriales, Cyphellophoraceae. Gene Ontology annotation, biological process: DNA-templated transcription; positive regulation of transcription from RNA polymerase II promoter by galactose. Bases 1 to 2385 code for a protein of 794 amino acids. The transcript is spliced from 4 exons.